AGUCUUCUUGUUAAAAAGCUUGAAAAUAGUGAAGACCCCAAGUUAGCGGAAGGAGUCUUGAAGUUUUCGUGCAAACUCCAGAGGCUGAUGAAAUCCAUGAAUGGUAACCUAACCUCGGCACUCUUCAAUUCUGGGGCAGCUGAGCUAAGUAAGUCAAGAAAUGGGAAGAAGAUAAAGGUUCAGCCUAACCGAAAAAGAAAGUCGAGCAAUGGCAGUCAUCAAGCAGUAGCUAAAGGUCGCCCAGCUGCAUUUGUUGCUGUUGGUGUUCCAACCAAAAAGGCAAAGCGAAGUCAUAGUUUGGCUGUCUCUGUUGCACAGAAUACUAAUGUGUCCAGAAAGUCUGGCUCACAUGUAAUGAAGUCAAGAACACGUCAUGUUUUUAAAUAA
Messenger RNA from Paramuricea clavata, 387 nucleotides. NCBI's taxonomy places the organism in Eukaryota, Metazoa, Cnidaria, Anthozoa, Malacalcyonacea, Plexauridae. The record is from the annotation of a GenBank genome assembly.